Molecule: messenger RNA, 816 nt
Organism: Nasonia vitripennis (jewel wasp)
Lineage: Eukaryota; Metazoa; Arthropoda; Insecta; Hymenoptera; Pteromalidae
Gene: RpL19
Product: 60S ribosomal protein L19
Exons: 5
Coding region: 164-766 (200 amino acids)
Biological process (GO): translation
Cellular component (GO): cytosolic large ribosomal subunit; ribosome
Molecular function (GO): structural constituent of ribosome; RNA binding
Source: RefSeq, a predicted model, not a curated record
GUAAAACUGGCGGGUAAACGUACAUACAAGAGCUGCAGUAGUAUCGUGUGCGCUAUUCGACUAUACUCACUUUUGCAAUUGAUUAGCGUGGCAAGAAAACAAGGAAGUUCUUAGUCGGCCAUUUUACAUUUCUUUACUACGGGGGACUCGAAGACUUGCCGUCAUGAGUUCGCUAAAGUUGCAGAAGAGGCUAGCAGCCUCGGUAAUGAGAUGUGGCAAGAAAAAAGUCUGGUUGGACCCGAAUGAAAUCAACGAGAUUGCUAACACCAACUCGCGCCAGAACAUCCGUAAAUUGAUCAAGGAUGGUUUGAUCAUCAAGAAGCCCGUAGCGGUGCACUCGAGAGCCCGAGUACGCAAGAACACAGAAGCCAGACGCAAGGGUCGUCACUGUGGUUUUGGUAAGAGGAAAGGUACAGCGAACGCCCGUACUCCUCAAAAAGAUCUGUGGAUUCAACGCAUGAGAGUACUUCGUCGUUUACUCAAAAAGUACCGUGAGACCAAGAAAAUUGAUAGGCAUCUUUACCACUCGCUGUACAUGAAGGCUAAGGGUAACGUGUUCAAGAACAAGAGAGUCCUCAUGGAGUUCAUCCACAAGAAGAAGGCGGAGAAGGCUAGGGCAGAGAUGUUGUCUGACCAAGCUGAAGCACGCAGGACGAAGGUCCGCGAGGCACGUAAGCGCAGGGCUGAGCGCAUUGCUACCAAGAAACAGGAGCUGUUACAGUCGUAUCAGCGUGAAGAUGAAGCUGCGGCAGCGCAGAAAAAGUAAUCUAAGCGAAAUUAAUUUUUAUUCUAUAAAAUAAAAGAAAAAAGGACAGA